Molecule: messenger RNA, 539 nt
Organism: Racocetra persica
Lineage: Eukaryota; Fungi; Glomeromycota; Glomeromycetes; Diversisporales; Gigasporaceae
Source: the annotation of a GenBank genome assembly
ACGAAAUAAUUGAACAGUUAUCUAUAAUAUGUAAUUUUGUUUUCUCAGUAACAGCCACAUCAAUUGCUAUCACAACUCCAAUGGGUCCACCAAUAUUUCAAAAUGGAAAAGCUGUUUGUUCAAUUGAGUAUUGUUCAAUAUGGGCAUUUAUCACUUAUUCCUCUGCUUCUAAAUUAGUUUUCAAAGCUUACAAACAAAAGACAUUCAGUGAUGAUGAACUCGAUUUACUUCCAUUUGCUCUUCAAGCUAGAUUUUUAUAUAAUGCUUUUAAAACGUCCAGAGGGAAUAAACUUUUGUAUCGGAUAUGGAUCGCUAAUAAACAUGUCAUAGCUUUACAACUUUUGUUCACAAUGAUGGCUGCUACAUUAUAUUAUGCUCCAAUUGGUUUCUUGUUCCUUUUUUUAUCGUUUAUUCAAACGAAACUAGAAGGUGAUUCGUUGAAGCCCGGAUUUUUAUAUCUAUUUGGUCUGCUUAUAUCAAAUAUCAUAUUAAAUUUCAUUGCUGCUCAGAAUUGGUAUUGGGCUUCAAGUGUACUUGAA